AGGGAAGACCCCCGCCCCCCCGCCCCCCCACCGCCCAUCUACACUGGCUGACUGGACACUAAGAUGGCUGCCGUUGCCAUGGCACCCAACCCUGUGCAGACCCUUCAGGAGGAGGCGGUGUGCGCCAUCUGCCUCGAUUACUUCACGGACCCCGUGUCCAUCGGCUGCGGGCACAACUUCUGCCGAGUGUGUGUAACCCAGCUGUGGGGAGGGGAGGAUGAGGAAGACAGGGACGAGUUAGACCGGGAGGAGGAUGAGGAGGACGGAGAGGAGGAGGAAGUGGAGGCAGUGGGGGCCGGUGGGGGGUGGGACACCCCCAUGCGGGAUGAAGACUAUGAGGGCGACAUGGAGGAGGAGGUCGAGGAGGAAGAGGAGGGUGUGUUUUGGACCAGUGGCAUGGGCGGGUCCAACUGGGACAACAUGGACUACGUGUGGGAGGAGGAGGACGAGGAGGAAGAUUUGGACUACUACUUGGGGGACAUGGAGGAGGACCUGAGAGGGGAGGAUGAGGAGGACGAGGAGGAAGUACUGGAGGAGGACGAGGAAGAGGAGCUAGACCCCGUCACCCCACUGCCCCCGCCUCCAGCCCCUCGGAGGUGCUUCACCUGCCCCCAGUGCCGAAAGAGCUUUCCCAGGCGGAGCUUCCGCCCCAACCUGCAGCUGGCCAACAUGGUCCAGGUGAUUCGGCAGAUGCACCCAACUCCUGGCCGAGGGAGCCGUGGGAGCGAGCAGGGCAUUUGUCCAAAACACCAGGAAGCCCUGAAGCUCUUCUGCGAGGUGGAUGAAGAGGCCAUCUGUGUGGUGUGCCGAGAAUCCAGGAGCCACAAACAGCACAGCGUGGUGCCAUUGGAGGAGGUGGUGCAGGAGUACAAGGCCAAACUGCAGGGGCAUGUGGAACCACUGAGGAAGCACCUAGAGGCUGUGCAGAAGAUGAAGGCCAAGGAGGAGAGGCGGGUGACAGAGCUGAAGGUGGUAUCCACCAUCCCCUUUGCAUCAUCCCAGAGCCAGAUGAAGUCAGAGUUGGCAGCUGUGGCCUCGGAGUUUGGACGGCUGACACGGUUUCUGGCUGAAGAACAGGCAGGGUUGGAGCGGCGCCUCCGGGAGAUGCAUGAAGCCCAGCUAGGGCGUGCAGGAGCAGCGGCCAGCCGCCUGGCGGAGCAGGCUGCCCAGCUGAGCCGCCUGCUGGCGGAGGCCCAGGAGCGGAGCCAGCAGGGGGGUCUACGGCUGCUCCAGGACAUCAAGGAGACUUUCAAUAGGUGUGAAGAGGUACAGCUGCAGCCCCCAGAGGUCUGGUCCCCUGACCCGUGUCAACCCCAUAGCCAUGACUUCUUGACAGAUGCCAUCGUGAGGAAAAUGAGCCGGAUGUUCUGUCAGGCUGCCCGAGUGGACCUGACGCUGGACCCUGACACGGCUCACCCAGCCCUGAUGCUGUCCCCUGACCGCCGGGGGGUUCGUCUGGCAGAGCGGCGGCAGGAGGUUGCUGACCAUUCCAAACGCUUCUCAGCCGACUGCUGUGUAUUAGGGGCCCAAGGCUUCCGUUCUGGCCGGCACUACUGGGAGGUAGAGGAGCCUAAAGAACCCUCCUGGCCUGCAGCUCGGCCUUCUCUCACCUGCAAUGUCUGUCCAACAGGUCUGCAUGGGUCCCUGAUGAGAACAGCUGCUUGGUUUUCCUUCCCUCUGUCCACCCAGGGGUCUGAGUUUUGAGUAGGGGAUGAAGGGAGAUUUAACUCCAUUACUUAACUUCCCUUUCCCUGCUCUUCAACCUUAGUGCCCAGGCUGGGGUACUUGGGCAAGAUUCAGGUCUGCCCCUAUUCCAAUUCCGUUUUCUGAUGCAAAUUUUAGCUGAGGGAUUUGGAAGCUUUUUUGGGGGAGGCAGGUUGGGCAAAAGGGUAGAGCUGGGUAAUAAAUGUCUACUCUAGGGGAAGUAGGAGGGAUUCAAAACUCCUUCCAUCCCCAAAUUCUACCUCCAUAGACUGGCCACAUUUUAGCUUGAGAUAUAGAUUGGUUGACAUGAUCGAAACUAGAUACCAUUGUAUCACCCAAUAAAUUAUUUUCUCCCCCUUCCUUUUUUCCAGCACUCAAACUAGGAAUAAAGCUCACCCCACCCAACUCCUUUAGGUCUUUUUCACUGCCAGGCUCCUUUCCCCUUUGUUCAGUGGAGUUCCUUGUGUCAGUUUUCAGCCUCAUGUCUUUAGUUCUCUCCAUUUGGUGAGCCCUGACCAGGAGCCUGGGGACAGGGGUUUGGAUCCCCAGAAGAGCCUUGGGUAUAAUAUAUUUUUCUAGUAACCCUUUGCCUUCUGUCACUUGUCAGCUUUUGUCCUCUACUUUGAUGGCAGAGGUCAAUUUAUGUUCCUGGGGAAAAGGGAAGAGGGGUUGUGUUGUGGAAAUAAAAAAGUUUAUUUGCUUCUU
Molecule: messenger RNA, 2409 nt
Organism: Canis lupus familiaris (dog)
Lineage: Eukaryota; Metazoa; Chordata; Mammalia; Carnivora; Canidae
Gene: TRIM41
Product: tripartite motif containing 41
Exons: 7
Coding region: 64-1704 (546 amino acids)
Cellular component (GO): nuclear body
Molecular function (GO): zinc ion binding; protein binding
Source: RefSeq, a predicted model, not a curated record